This is a messenger RNA of Linum trigynum, 489 nucleotides long. The record is from the annotation of a GenBank genome assembly. Lineage: Eukaryota; Viridiplantae; Streptophyta; Magnoliopsida; Malpighiales; Linaceae.
AUGAAAGACGAGAUGGAUUCCUUGUAUGAGAACAAGACAUUUGAGCUGGUGAAGUUGCCGAAAGGCAAGAGAGCUUUGAAGAACAAUUGGGUGUUCAAGAUCAAGCAUGAUGAACACAACCGUCAGCCACGCUUCAAAGCAAGACUAGUCGUGAAAGGUUUCAGUCAAAGGAAAGGCAUUAACUUUGACGAGAUAUUUUCACCGGUGGUUAAGAUGACAUCCAUCCGUACUGUGCUGGGACUAGCAGCAAGUCUUAAUAUGGAGGUUGAGCAAAUGGAUGUGAAGACUACCUUCCUUACUAGUGAUUUGGAGGAAGAGAUUUACAUGCAGCAACCAGAAGGCUUCAAGAAGGAGAAAAAGGAGGACUAUGUGUGCAGGCUCCGUAAUAGCUUGUAUGGCUUGAAGCAGGCGCCAAGGCAGUGGUACAGGAAGUUUGAGACUGUUAUGGGGGAGGAAGGUUACAAGAAGACUACUUCAGACCAUUUGUGA